Haliotis rubra (blacklip abalone) is the source of this 1912-nucleotide messenger RNA. RefSeq lists its product as uncharacterized. Bases 7 to 1890 code for a protein of 627 amino acids. The transcript is spliced from 3 exons. NCBI's taxonomy places the organism in Eukaryota, Metazoa, Mollusca, Gastropoda, Lepetellida, Haliotidae. The record is from RefSeq and is a predicted model, not a curated record.
ACUUAAAUGUUCAUGUUGAUUGAAAGCAAUACCACUAUAUUUCACUGCAAAAUGUUUCCACAUCUUCUGUGUACACUUCUGCUGUGGGGAUCGACGUUUUCUGACACAACCGUCACAAUCUACAACGAGUGGCUUUCCCAGGGUGGACGUGUCAAUUAUGAAGUUGAACGAUGGAACAACGUUAAUGGGCUCACCAAAAUUAACCUAAUUCCAAAUAUGAAAUCUAUCCGAGCGGUUCCUGGACGGUGGGUGAACAGAGACUACAGGGAAAGUCUCUUUCCAAAUUGGCCUCAAAGCCCAAGUCACCAUGGUUAUCCGGACCCUAAGUAUCUCCAGGACCAAUCACUCCAGAGGAGGACAUUUCUAACAUAUCUCCGACAACUGCAAAACUAUGGGCAUCAGAUCGACAACAUGAUCUGGGAAAUGAAAGGUCUGUACUGGCCCAACUGGAUAGAUAAAUCUCACCACCAAGGUAAAUUCCCAAACAAUGUUGCUGCUGCAUCAGAGUUUGUGUCGCUGAUGGUCCAGAGCUGCAAGGAUUACACAGGAGGACGCCUUCCCGCUAUUUUUGAAGUCAUCAAUGAACCUGAUUGGGACGAACAGUAUAUUGACCCACAAACGAAUGUAAACUACCACAGGGCUGUUGCAGACAAACUGAAAUCAAGAUUUGGAAUGAAAGUUGCUGGACCAUCAUACACGAGUAUGGCCUUACGACAAUCAGAUGAAAACAACUUCAGCUCUUGGAAGAGAACUGCUAAGUUUCUGGACAUGUCUCUUGAUCACUUGGACUAUUUCUCUUUCCAUUCUUACAAUCAUCUGCAUAAUCUAUCGAGCAACGCCUACUUCGGCAUCAACGAAGCUCGUCUGUUUGCUUCUCUUGACAUGGUUGAGAAUUACUCUCAUCUGAAGAAAGGCAAAAAGGUUGAGUUAGUAAACACUGAAUUUGGGGUUGGUCUACUUACCCUUGGCAUUGGACCCAGUGUUGAAAAUGGAAGGACUCAGUUUCACACCAUUUAUCAAGCAAAUGGUUUCAUGUUUUCUUUCCUUAACCUGAGAGAGUUCAUGGACAGAGCUACAAUAUAUCUCCUCACAAAUGAACAAUACCCAGGUCACACUUCCCUUCGAAAUUCUUUAUUUACCACUGACGGUCACAGCCUUCAGGCCACCAAAUUCUUCACGUUUUGGAAAUAUUUUAUUGAUGAUCAAAAGUUUCUAAGGCUGUCUAGUCAAUACGAUGGGCAGGAGAGAAUAGUUUCACCUCUUGCCCUUGCAAACCCUCACAACAAAGAGAUAGUAGUUCUUCUCCACAACUUUGGUAGUAAAUCUGAGAAUGUAAAACUAGACUUUUCAAACAACUGGAUCAACCCUUCUACAGGUGAACAGACAUGUAUUGUGUUCGAAAAUGGUAAGCCAGCUGUUCACCCCAAUACCCAUUUUGACAGGUCUAAGCUUCAUGGCAGUGUCAGUCUUCCUGGAUUGUCAACCUGCUUCUACAAGUUUGAAACCAGCUACAACUUUGCUGGACUUCACACGAACAACCAGAACACAUACUAUGGCAAGGAAAUGAUCAUCCCUAUCAGCAACGGACAUGCGCAGACAACCAUCAGUGUACCGAGCUCUGGCUACCAUGAGGCUUAUCUUAGAGUUGGAAUCAGCCGAGUCAAGAAUGCUAAUACAGAACCUAAGGCAGUUAUGUUCAAUGGCCAUAGGUUGUCUUCAAGCUACAUGCUGUUUGAUUCUAUGAAGACUGAGGGGAAAACGAAAUGGAAUGUGUGGGAGUUCAUGGUCCCUCAUUCUUGGGUCCACGCAACAAACACCGUGACCUUCACUUUUGAUGGGAACGGUGGCCACGUAACAUCCGUUGCACUCGUUGCUGGAAAACUUCAGUGAAUAAAUUCUCCUUGAGAAUCAA